Molecule: messenger RNA, 504 nt
Organism: Malassezia sympodialis ATCC 42132
Lineage: Eukaryota; Fungi; Basidiomycota; Malasseziomycetes; Malasseziales; Malasseziaceae
Molecular function (GO): RNA binding
Source: RefSeq, a predicted model, not a curated record
AUGUCGUACGGCCCUCGCUCGAGCUCGCGCACGACGCUCUAUGUCACGGGCUUUCCGCCGGACAUGGAGGCAUGGGAUCUUGCCUACGAUUUUGAAAAGAUCGGCCCGCUAGUCCGAUGCGACAUCCCACCGCAGAAAACGCCACAUUCGAAGCUCUAUGCCUUUGUCGAGUAUGACGACCCACGCGAUGCCGAGGACGCCUACCAUGACCUUCAUGGGAUGCCGAUCGGGCGGUACAGACUCCACGUGGACUUUGCCAAGCUAUCAAGCAAGCCAAGGCAUCAAGGCCCGCCGCCACCCAGGUCUGCGUCGCCGCAGCGACGUCGCCGCGACUAUGAUGACAGGGAGCGUGCGCCGCCGCCGCGCCGCGCAGACGAAACUCGUCCGGGAUACGACGACGCACGGGACUCAGGCCCGCCCCCCAGGUCGCCGGGUAGCGCCCGAGACUACCGCGAACCGCGGGAUUGGUCGCCUCCACGCAAGCGCGAUGAUGAUGAAGCGUAG